Messenger RNA from Nelumbo nucifera (sacred lotus), 1303 nucleotides. Its product is annotated as two-component response regulator ARR17-like. Gene Ontology annotation, biological process: phosphorelay signal transduction system; cytokinin-activated signaling pathway. NCBI's taxonomy places the organism in Eukaryota, Viridiplantae, Streptophyta, Magnoliopsida, Proteales, Nelumbonaceae. The record is from RefSeq and is a predicted model, not a curated record.
AUUGCUUCUCACCCACUCAAAAACCUACGUGAGUAAUACUGCAAACCCAUCAAGCACUGCUUUUCUCUCUCACUACCUAUAAAGCCUGUACAUACCCAACUAGCCCGACCACCAUUAAAGUUCACUCUGAAGCUGUAAAUGGAUCUAGAAUCGAGACCUGAAGAUACCCAACAAGACCAGCACUUUCAUGUAUUAGCAGUAGAUGAUAGUCUCAUUGAUAGAAAGCUCUUAGAGAGGCUACUCACAAUCUCUUCUUAUCAAGUAACUUGUGUGGAAUCUGGUGAUAAAGCUUUGGAGUAUUUGGGUUUGAUUGAUAACCUCGAUAAUAAUGAAUCUACACCAUCUUCUUCCUCCUCCUCAUCUCCAUCCUCACAACAAGAGACCCAGGGUGUGAAGGUGAAUUUGAUCAUGACAGACUACUGUAUGCCUGGGAUGACUGGCUAUGAUCUGCUCAAACGGGUCAAGAAAUCUUCUUGGAAAGAUGUUCCGGUGGUUGUUAUGUCAUCGGAAAACGUACCAUCCAGAAUCAAUAUGUGCUUGGAAGGAGGAGCAGAGGAGUUUCUGCUAAAGCCCGUUCAGUUGUCAGAUGUGAAGAAGCUUCAAUCCCACCUUUUGAAAUCUCUGACUUUUAGCUGCAAUGAAACCGCCACCAGCAGUUCUACCAUUAACAACAACAACCAUUCUAUAGAAAACAACUUUAACGUCAUCACCAGUAACGASGACGUCGAUGAGAACAGUAGCAAUGCAAAUAAGAGAAAAGCAAUGUCUCCUGAACAGUCAGCGAGAAGGGCCAAAUGGAAAGGCUUAACCAUACUGUAAAUAUGUGGAGAAGAUACGUAGUUCCACUAUUGAGCAAUAGUAGUACAGACUACAGCGGUGCAAGCAGUACUUAGGUUCCACUCUCUCUCUCUCUCAAUUUCUGUACAUAAAGAGCAAUGACUGUUUACCAAUACUAAGAAGGUUCCCGAAGUUGUGAGGUGAAGGUUAGAUGCCAGUCAAUGAAUAUUAAUGGGCGUCCUUUCAAAUAUUUUAGAUUUUGUGUCUAUCCAUAUAUAUACGGGUAAGCUCAAGAGAAGUGCUGAGUUAAUCUGGGUAAGCCUAGAGGAAAACAUAGAUAGACUCUUAAAAAAUGGCUGAUGUACUUAUUAAAAUGACUUUGAAGAUGAGAAUACGAGUGAUUGGAGAAUUGGAGAGCUUAAGGCCAUGUUUGGUUCACUAUUUUGGGCCUUAUUUUUUUAAUUCUUCCUUAUUCUAGGCAAGAAUGGGCAAGAGUGAAUAUCAUUAGAGAGUUUGGUUACAAAAU